Exophiala bonariae is the source of this 1146-nucleotide messenger RNA. RefSeq lists its product as uncharacterized. The record is from RefSeq and is a predicted model, not a curated record. Bases 1 to 1146 code for a protein of 381 amino acids. The transcript has a single exon. NCBI's taxonomy places the organism in Eukaryota, Fungi, Ascomycota, Eurotiomycetes, Chaetothyriales, Herpotrichiellaceae.
AUGGAAGAGGACGACAAGGCCGAUGACGCCGCUCAAGACACUCCUCACAAAGCCUCUCGACGAGAUCGAUUCAAGGGGGCCCUCGCCCGCACCAAGAGCAAGUUCAAAAAGCAUGGAGACAGGACUGAAGAAGAACAUAUUCUAAGUGAAGAUGUCGAUGACUUCCUCGCUGCCGGUCGACCCUCGGUCUCUAGUCUGAAUGCUGCAACAUCCUUUAGAGAGGACGCACUUCCUCAUCACCCCCCUCCCACCAAUUCCAACUCACCGAGACCCUCCACUUCCGACUCGGCCUCAUUCACACCAACCAAACAGUCCCCUCGAAGGCUCAACGUUCCACGCAUCGAUGUUUCCAACUCCCAAAGAUACCCCGGCGCUCAAAAUGUUGACCACUCUGGCCCUGAUAAUAAUUCUAUCAAUGACUUCCUACGUCCCGAAUACCAAAAUCGCAGCCAGUCUUCCAGUUCCCUGGCCAAAGGGAAGCGAAGAUCAAGAGGUCUCAGUGUGACCUUCAUAGAGGCUCCUCCGGUCAUUAUUGGUAUAGGCGGUGACGCUGCGCCUGCGCCGACUGUUGAGAUCUCAAAGGCGAGAGCUAGAGCACGAUCGGUAUCCCCAAUGCGAAACCAAGCUCAACCCAACGAUCCAGUGUAUACACCAAACAGACUACCUUAUCAACCUCCCAAUGGCGCGUCAGGUCUGCCUAACCACGGUCCUCGACCGGAACCACCAGAUGUCUUGAAGCCACGAGCUUUGCAGCGGAUACAGACGGGGCUAUCACCAAGCACUCCAAUCGGUAGAUCGAAUCUAGAUCAAGAGUUUGAGAUGUCCUUGAAGUUAUGGGGUGGCAGUAACAAUCACUCGCCGGCAAGCUCAACAGCCUCGCCUGCAUCUCCAGAAAUACUUGCACCCAAGCCUCUUCGACCCGUUCAUCCGCCACCCGCGGUCAUCGAGAUACCAGAGCCCCCGGAGUUGAAGAAGGAACGCUCAAGCGGCGAUCUGCGUCAGCACUUCCAAGAAGAAGAAAACAGGUUCCGAAAACACCAAGCUGGACUCACAUCAGAACCCUCGGGAGAAGGGAAUGCCACGCCUCAAAGUGCUGUGAGCUCUGAAGCUAGUCCGCACGAUCAGCGACCAUCACGAUGGAGGUGA